This is a messenger RNA of Tricharina praecox, 3326 nucleotides long. Its product is annotated as PXA domain-containing protein. NCBI's taxonomy places the organism in Eukaryota, Fungi, Ascomycota, Pezizomycetes, Pezizales, Pyronemataceae. Bases 49 to 2964 code for a protein of 971 amino acids. The record is from RefSeq and is a predicted model, not a curated record. Gene Ontology annotation, cellular component: intracellular membrane-bounded organelle. Gene Ontology annotation, molecular function: phosphatidylinositol binding. The transcript is spliced from 3 exons.
UCUUCACACACAAGCUCCAUCAAGCACUCCCCCCGAUCCCGUACAAUCAUGACAGAAGACGACGACCGACCUACGAUCACCACCACAUCUCCGCCUCCUUCGGCAGCGUCCCAAUCGUCGAACGAAGGACCGUCCACGCCCGCGUCGCCGUCGCCGUCGAUAUCCAUCACCGGUCCGUCGGCCGACGAAGAAAGCAAGGGGGCGACACCUGAAGCGCCACAGCAUGUCGCCUCGCCGCCGCCGUUCGCCAUCUCGUUGGCCGAUAUCACAACCAAGGCGGUGGAAUUCUUGUCGACCGCGUCGUCCGAACAGUUAAUCGCCGUGUCCAUUGGCGGCGUGGCUGUGUUGUACAUUGUCCUUGGGAAGCUUGGAUUGCUGUUUGUCGGCAUCGUCGCCGGCGCGGUCGGACAUGCCAGCUUGAGCUUGAAGCAUGCAAAGAAGGAGGGAAGCGUGUUCAGUCUAGAUCUACACGACUGGUGGGAUGCGCGGAAAGCUGCCGCCGGCGAAAACGAAGAGGAGGGGAAUGGGGUGGUGGUCACGAAGACGACGAGAAUGGAUUUUUCGUCGCUCCCUCCAGAAACAGCAAAAGCAAUGGAAGAGUUCGCGGAUGCGGUUGUACGAGAUUACGUUCGAUGGUGGUAUACUCCCAUCCUCCCCAACGACGACAAUUUUCCCAACUCGGUCCGCAAUGUUCUCGUUAGCUCGCUUCUCACAAUGUACAAUCGCAUCGCCGGCAAGCGCGGCGCGGAUACGUUCCUAUUAUUCCUGAUGUCGGCGAGUAAUACGUUUAUUGUCUUCCUCCGCGAGCUGGCUGAAGCGCAGUCAUCCACGGUUAGGACCUAUCUAGCAAACACUCCCGGAUCGGCGCUAGCACAAAUGCUUGAUCGCGAUCUGCAGAAACGAAAGUUGCGUAUGGCAGCCGACGAUGUGCUGCGGAGUUUCGUCGGCAAAGAUGUCCUGCAGUGCGAGCCUGUGCGAGUUUUCCUGACAGAAAUAUUGGCUGGACUGGUGCUCGAGAUGACAGUGGAUAAAUGUUCACAACCGGAUUGGAUCAACAACUGGCUUGUCUACCUCCUCGAGGAAGAGACGCAACCAGAGGUUCUCCAGAAGAUCGAUAUUGGCGAAGCCACCGCCGCCGCCAGCCAGAGCAGUCAAAUAGACAAGUCGAAGAGGGUCAGCCGGGCAGAGGAGGAGAUGUCAAAAGCCUUGGAGGAGGCAAAGGAGAUGAACCGGAUGAUCGUGGAAGAGGAGCGCGAACGGAAGCGACCAAGUGGAGAAAUGAGCGACAACGAGCGGGUAAACGGGAACGAGAACAGUGCGGAAGGAUAUAUCGAUGAGUACAGUGCAAAUGCGGAGGACGGCUGGGGCCCAGUGGAACCCGUGCCUGCACCUACACCAGCUCCACGGUCUCGGCGAUCCACCAGAGACUCUUUCACAUCAAAUGACCAGUUUGGAUACAAUCCGAAUACACUCCACCGAGCUCACAUCUCCCUCUCGAAUCUUUCCCAGCCUCCAGUUGCCAACCCGUAUUCGAUGAACCCAAACGAAAAGUCACUACAGGCUAAACCAACAACAGCCGAAUAUCUGCUGGAGAUCGAACCUGCGUCUCCAUCGAUGCCGGGCUGGGUAGUGGUACGGAAGUUCCCCGACUUCGAGGAACUCCACGAGGUGCUCAAACGUAUCGCUGCGAUCAGUGGAGCCGACACAUUCCGGAGACACCAUGCCGAGUUGCCGACCUGGCGUGGAGAAACACUUGGUACGCUACGACUCAACUUGGAGGGAUAUUUGAAUGACGCUCUUCACGAGCGUGGAAUGGCAGAAUGUGAGGGCAUGAAGAGAUUUUUGGAGAAAGACGCCAGUGCGACUCCGGGGAAGACUGGUUUCGGCAUCGGCAAGGGUUGGCCCAAUCCCGCUGCGUUCGCAAAGAUGGGCCAGGGAGCACUCAACGUACUGUCCAAAGCGCCCCAGGGAGUCGCGGAGGGGGGAAAGGGCCUGUUUGGUGGGAUGAAGAAGGCAUUCGCCGUUGCAAAUCGGGACGAUGGGGGUUCGGCACCACCGGCCAACUUGAAGAGACAGCCGACCGAUCCUUUCGGGGAGCUCACGUUCGAUUACCCGCAAUCACGAUCGCGGGCCGCUUCGGUCAUGGAAGAACCUCGCAGAAAUGGCUAUACAGCGCCUUCCUCCCGAGCAUCCUCCGUGCACCCAUCCGAUUCGCGGCGGUCAGCCAGCAUCCGUGAGAGGGCAACCAGCUUCCGUGACAGCUCGGGCUACGUUCAGCUCCAGCUCCCCGCCUCGGAGGAAGGCGACAGCAUUUCUGUAAUGUCUCUUCCUCCGCCUCCAUGUGACAUGCCCGAUGACUUCGACGGCCUCAAGCCCGGCACUCCCUUCCCGCCAAUCCCGGAGUCUGAUUCGACGUCACCACCACCGGCGCACACACCACCUUCUCCACGUCCACAAGAAAAGAAAUCGGUGGAACCCCUAACCACCCAGGAAACGCAGUUCAUCGUCGACAUCGUCUUUGCCGUCUUGUCCGAGCUAUACACGCUUUCAUCAGCCUGGACUCUACGGCGCUCGCUUCUGAACGUCGCAAAGUCCAUCCUCCUGCGCCCCGGUAACGCAUCCCUCGAGAACAUCAGGGUCAUAAUACAAGAGACCGUGAUCGACGCCAACACCUCUGACGAGGCGGUCGCCGCGCUCAUCCGCCAGAUCCGCGAGAACGUCUUUCCCACACCUGAGGAGACUGCCAAGUGGGUUGACAAGGGCUUCAAGGGCGCAGAGCUCAGGGAGAAGGCGAGGAGGCUCCUGAUGCAGCGGGGUGUGCCCGAGGCUCUGCGGAGCGUUAUGGGCGCCGUUGCCAGCGAGGAGGCGUUGGCGGGUGUGUUCGACGCUCUGCAGAUGAACGGGAUGGCGAGGGGAGUCGUCGGUGGCGUCAUGCUGGAGGGAGUGAGGGGUGUUUGUCAAUAGAUGCUUACACUUUUUUUGGGAGUUGGUGAAUAAGUUACUUGGUAUGUCGGCUGUAUUGUAUGGCUUGCGUGUCUGUGCUUGGUUCUUGGUUCUUGAGUGUUUUGUACAUUGCGAUUAGCGUCUUUGGGAUUCACUUACAUUCGUCAUACAUAUCAUACCUCUUAAGUACAUGGCUAGAUAGAUGAGGCUCUUUGCUUCCGAUUGUUUACGAAUUGACGGCAGUGUUUGGGUAUCAGAACUAGGACGGGCCGUAACUAGUAUUUGCUCGGUGAUCGGGCUUUCGUCAGAUAUGUUGGAUGUGUAACUAAAACAUACUUUUCAUAUGUGAGGCGAUGCAGUCAUUUAGUUCAGCUAGAAACGUG